GAAUCUUCCCCAAGACACAUCUCUUCUACAAUCCUAAGCAUCAUGCACCGCGAGCUCAAAGAAUUCUCCCACCCCCAUGGCUCCACGGGCAUCUACCAGGACAACCUCCAGGUAGAUGUGCUCAUCGUGGGCGCCGGGUUCAGCGGCAUCUACAUGCUGCACGAGCUGCGCAAACAGGGCCUCAAGACCGUCGUCUACGAGGCGGGCUCCGACCUGGGCGGCACGUGGCGGUUCAACUGCUACCCCGGAGCACGGGUCGACUCGCAGGUGCCAUUAUACCAGUUCUCCAUCCCCGAAACCUACAAGGACUGGACCUGGUCCACCAACUACCCCGACUACAAAGAGCUGCGGGCCUACUUCGACCACGUCGACAAGGUCCUCGACAUCAAGAAAGACGUCGCCUUCGGCAGCGUCGUCGUCGACGCCCAGUUCGACACCACCCAGAGCCGCUGGGUCGUCAAGACCCAGGACGGCCGCACCGCGUACGCCAAGUACUUCAUCGCCGCGGCGGGCGUCUCGUCCAAGCGUUACAUCCCCGAGUGGGAGGGGGUCGAGAAUUUCAAGGGCCCCAUUCACCACACCUCCUUCUGGCCGGAGCACGAGGUCGACGUGCGCGGCAAGCGCGCCGCCAUCAUCGGCACCGGCGCCUCGGGCGUGCAGGUCACGCAGGCCUGGGGCCCCCAGGCGGGCCAUCUGAAGGUCUUCCUGCGCUCGCCCAACUACUCCAUCCCCAUGCGCCGCAAGGAGCUCACCGCCGACGAGCAGAACCAGCUCAAGCCCAUCUACCCGCAGCUGUUCGACCUGCGCGAGAAGACCUUCACCGGCGCGCUGGUGGAUUUCAGCGAGCGCAGCGCCCUCGAGGACUCGGCGGCCGAGCGCGAGGCCUUCUACGAGCACCGCUACCACUCCGGCGGCUUCGACUUCUCCACCGCCAACUACAAGGACACGAUGCUCAACCCGGUCGCCAACCGGUACCUGUACGACUUCUGGGCCAAGAAGACGCGGGCGCGGUUGAAUGACGAGCGUGUCAAAAACCUGCUGGCGCCCGUCGAGCCGCCGUACUUCUUCGGCGGCAAGCGCUCCUCGCUGGAGACCGACUUCUACGAGCAGUUCAACCGCGAGACGGUCGAGCUGGUCGACGCCAAGAGCAACCCGAUCGUCGGGUUCACCGAGACCGGCAUCAAGAUGCAGGACGGCACCGUGCACGAGGUCGACGUCGUGUGUCUGGCGACCGGGUUCGACACCACGACGGGCAGCAUGAUCAACCUGGGCGUGCGCAGCAUCCACGGCACGACGCUGCAGGAGGACUGGUCGCAGGCGGCCGAGACGUACCUGGGGCUGACGGUGUCCGGCUACCCCAACCUGUUCCACCUGUACGGCACGCACGCGCCGACGCUGUUCAGCCAGGCCGUGACCACCAUCGAGGUGCAGGGCCGCUGGAUCGCCGACGCCAUCAAGCAGAUGGAGCGCCAGGGCAUCCGCUCCAUCAACCCCUCGCGCGAGGCCGCUCACGCCUGGAAGCUGCAGAUCCGCGCCUUCCAGAACGCCAGCUUCUUCCCCACCGUCCAUUCCACCUACAUGGGCGGCUCCAUCCCCGGCAAGCCCUUCGAGCUGGUCUCGUACCCAGCCGGAAUGCCCAUGUACGCGCGGCAGAUCCGCGACGCGCUGCCCGCGUUCCCUGGCUUCGAGGUCGUGAAGGCCGGCGAGGAGAAGUCCUUCCUUACACUUUCUCAGUAA
This is a messenger RNA of Aspergillus uvarum CBS 121591, 1737 nucleotides long. Its product is annotated as flavin-containing monooxygenase. NCBI's taxonomy places the organism in Eukaryota, Fungi, Ascomycota, Eurotiomycetes, Eurotiales, Aspergillaceae. The record is from RefSeq and is a predicted model, not a curated record. The coding region runs from base 43 to 1737 and encodes 564 amino acids. Gene Ontology annotation, molecular function: flavin adenine dinucleotide binding; N,N-dimethylaniline monooxygenase activity; NADP binding. The transcript has 2 exons.